This is a messenger RNA of Drosophila mojavensis, 2925 nucleotides long. It is a transcript of the gene Gyc89Da, whose product is annotated as soluble guanylate cyclase 89Da. Gene Ontology annotation, biological process: response to oxygen levels; nitric oxide-cGMP-mediated signaling; cGMP biosynthetic process. The transcript has 2 exons. Gene Ontology annotation, molecular function: guanylate cyclase activity; oxygen sensor activity; heme binding. The record is from RefSeq and is a predicted model, not a curated record. The coding region runs from base 855 to 2858 and encodes 667 amino acids. NCBI's taxonomy places the organism in Eukaryota, Metazoa, Arthropoda, Insecta, Diptera, Drosophilidae. Gene Ontology annotation, cellular component: guanylate cyclase complex, soluble.
AUUUAGAAGAAUUAAAGACUUGGAAAUGAACUUAAGAAAUGAAUAUUCAGAAAACGUUUGAUUGCCUUAUUAUUACAUUAUAAUAAGCCACAGAUGAGAUUCUUUUAAGUUGACACUGGAUAUGCCAAGUAUAUAAGUGAAUAGAUAUUGGGAACUGCUUAAAUGCUAUGUACUUAACCCCUAACAAAACGGUAUUUAUGUACAUAGAUAGGAAUGCAAGGAACGCAUUUUGUGCGUGUGAAUUUUUGUUGUGAAAGCAAUAAAAAUAGGGAAGCAUACUUCAUUGCGGGUACUUUAUCGACUUAGCAAGCGUCAAUUGGCAUCAACAAGGAGCAAUGACAUGUAAUGAAACACUGUCAACGCACUAAAGAGGCGGCGGGCAUGGGGCCAUACCAGAAGCACCCGAAAGGGUUUCGAAAUGGGGCGACUGAUGUAGCGGACAGCUGGCUAUAAAAGUCGUGUACGACUCAGGCGGCGCUUCAUUCGCAGGACAUAGCCACAAGCAGUACGAACAACCUUUAAAAAAAAGUACAAAAUAUAUAUGUAAAUAUAAAAAAAAAAAAAAAAAAAAAAAUCACAAUAUCUUCCGGUAUACAAAGCGCAAAAGCAGCAACAAAAAUAAAUAAAGUAAAAUUACAUGUUUGGGUUUCCUGUGCUGUGGCAAAUUACAUUCCGUUUGCUCCAUAAAUAAAUAAGUGCCGCUGGGAAAUGCGGGCCAAACUACAAACAGUUGCAAAGUGAAAGGGGAUCCGAAAUUUUAAUUCAAUUUAAGAGCCAAGCCUGUUGCUCAUUUAAAGCAGGGCAAAAAACGAUUGUAAAGAAAUUUUCUGCCCUAACAGUAAAAUCUCUGAGCCAUGUAUGGAAUGCUGUAUGAGAGUGUCCAGCACUAUGUGCAGGAGGAGUACGGCAUGGACGUAUGGAAAAAGGUUUGUCGCAUCGUCGACUGCAAGCACAACAGCUUUAAGACCCAUCAGAUAUAUCCGGACAAACUGAUGCCGGAUAUUGCGGCUGCCCUCUCUGCCUGUACGGGCGAGUCCUUUGACUUUUGCAUGAACUUCUUCGGCAAGUGCUUCGUACGAUUCUUCAGCAACUUUGGCUACGACAAGAUGAUACGUUCGACGGGUCGCUACUUUUGCGAUUUCCUGCAGUCCAUCGACAACAUUCAUCUAAUUAUGCGCUUCACAUAUCCGAAGAUGAAGUCGCCCAGCAUGCAGCUGACCAGCAUGGACGAGGGUGGAGCGGUCAUUCUAUAUCGCAGUGGGCGAACGGGCAUGUCGAAAUAUCUCAUCGGCCAGAUGACGGAGGUGGCAAGGGAGUUCUAUGGGUUGGAGAUCAAGGCCUAUGUAAUCGAGAGCCAGAAUGAUAUAAGCGGCGGUACUGCGGGACCCAUCAAAAUGACAGAGGGUCCUCUAACUGUCAUAGUCAAGUACCGUCUGGACUUUGAUAACAGCGAGUACAUGGCGAAGCGGGUAAAUACCGUGGCCCACCCGUCCCAGGUUAAGAUGCCAGCUGUGGAUCUGAAUGUAUUCCUGGAGCUGUUUCCCUUCACUUUUGUGCUCAAUCAUGAUAUGAAAAUAACGCAUGCGGGCGAGAAGGUAGUCGAAACAUGGAUAAUGCAUAAUCCGGGCGCCAAUCCGAAAGCGUUUAUAGGCACCCAUGUCACAAAUCUAUUUUACUGUCGCAGACCAAAGGACACCACCAUCGACUGGGACACUUUGAUCCAGAUGCGUACGGUCCUCUUUGAGUUCGAGUUGAUCCGUACCGGACACAAUCGACUUGCCUAUGAUGCUGUACUCAACAUGGACUUUGAAAAUUACGACGACAUGCUUCUCAACGAGGCCCAGGCUAUCGCGCUGGCGAAAGCCCAAGAGUUCAGCGAUAAUAAUGUGGGUGAUAUAGAUGAUGGACCCAGCGAAGUAGAAAUCGAUCCGGCAACAGGUCAACGUCGGGCUUCUCAAGGGCUACGUUCUAUCCUGCUCAAAGGACAGAUGUUUUACAUCAAGGACAUCGACUCCUUGAUUUUCCUCUGCAGUCCCCUUAUAGAGAAUCUGGAUGAGCUUCACAGCAUUGGCCUGUACCUGAAUGAUCUGAAUCCGCAUGGUCUGAGCCGAGAGCUUGUCAUGGCGGGCUGGCAGCAUUGCUCCAAGCUCGAAAUAAUGUUUGAGAAGGAAGAACAACGUUCCGAUGAGCUGGAAAAGUCCUUGGAGUUAGCCGAUUGCUGGAAGAAGCAGGGAGACGAACUUCUCUACUCGAUGAUACCGCGCCCCAUCGCAGAACGAAUGCGCGUGAGCAAUGACCACGUCUGCCAGAGCUUUGAAGAGGUCUCCGUAAUCUUCAUUGAAGUGAUGAACAUCUACGACAGCGGAUCAACCAACGUGCAGGAAGCAAUGCAGGCGGUAAACAUCCUAAACCAAGUGUUCUCUGCGUUGGACGAGGAAAUUAUAUCUCCCUUCGUCUAUAAGGUGGAAACUGUGGGCAUGGUCUACAUGGCAGUGUCCGGGGCACCAGAUAUCAAUCCAUUGCAUGCCCAGCAUGCCUGCGACAUGGCUCUGAGGGUCAUCAAGAAGGUGAAGUCCCACAAUCUGCCGGAUGUGGCCAUUCGAGUGGGCAUCAACUCUGGCCCAGUGGUGGCGGGGGUUGUGGGCUUAAAGGUGCCGCGGUACUGUCUCUUUGGCGAUACUGUGAACACGGCCUCACGCAUGGAGAGCAGCUGCGAUCCUUGGAAGAUACAAUUGUCCAACUACACGGCGGAGAAAGUGCGAGAUGUGGGCUAUAAAGUAGAGCCACGCGGCAGAGUUAAUGUGAAGGGCAAAGGUGAAAUGGAAACAUUCUGGCUCGUGGAAGGACCUGAAGAUUAAUAAUUUUGAAAUUUCUAUUGUACUAUUUCGUAAUACGUUAAAUUUAUAUAAAAUAUCUAUUCAUAUA